AUGAGAGUCUUUCGGUAUGCAGCUGCAGCCUGUUUGCUAUUCGCCCAGCAUGCAAGCCCAGUAGCUGCCGUUCCCACCGCCCAGGAACACAACGAAGAUCCGGGGAAGCUGGAUGAUGAUCGGCCAAAGGGUCCAGCUGUGGAUCCCGCAAAAUACUUUCAUGAGCCUGGCGGCGAUGAUGUCCUCGGCCACUACGACGUUCGCUACUUUGACGGUGUCGUGUCCGACGAGGAACGCAAGACGACCAUUCGCCAUAUGACGCGCGCCUACCUGACGUGGUUCCGCAAGCAAGGCCUGGAAACGUGGAUCGCGCACGGCACGCUGCUUGGCUGGUGGUGGAGCGGCCGCAUGCUGCCAUGGGACUGGGACGUCGACACACAGGUCGCCGACCGCACUCUGGCUUAUCUCAGGCUCAACCACAACCGCACCCGAGUCCACUACAAGGCUGCUGACGGGAGUGAUGUCGAACGGACGUACUUGCUGGACGUGAACCCGUACUCGGAGGAGCGCGUGAGAGGGAAUGGGAUGAACAUCAUCGAUGCGAGGUGGAUCGAUACAAGCAAUGGCUUGUAUAUCGACAUCACCGGCUUGAGCGAAACGGAACCGGAUGAGAACCCCGGUGUGUGGGCCUGCAAGAACAACCACAGGUACUACACUGGCGAUUUAUAUCCAAUGCGGGAGAGCACAUACGAGGGCGUGCCUGCGUUGAUACCCUACGCAUACGACAAGAUUCUUAUCCAGGAGUACCAAGAAAAGGCCUUGACGGCGACCGAGUAUGAAGGGCACCAUUUCAGCUCCGAACAGCGGCUAUGGCUCAAGGAACCCGAAGAUCCGGAAAAGCCGACAUCCUGA
Molecule: messenger RNA, 852 nt
Organism: Diplodia corticola
Lineage: Eukaryota; Fungi; Ascomycota; Dothideomycetes; Botryosphaeriales; Botryosphaeriaceae
Product: mannosylphosphate transferase
Exons: 4
Coding region: 1-852 (283 amino acids)
Source: RefSeq, a predicted model, not a curated record